Messenger RNA from Morus notabilis, 1900 nucleotides. RefSeq lists its product as uncharacterized. The transcript is spliced from 14 exons. Bases 218 to 1648 code for a protein of 476 amino acids. The record is from RefSeq and is a predicted model, not a curated record. NCBI's taxonomy places the organism in Eukaryota, Viridiplantae, Streptophyta, Magnoliopsida, Rosales, Moraceae.
AGGAGAGAGAAAGAAGAGAAAAACUCUCUCUCUCCUGCGAAUCGAUAGAAUAGAGAGAUCCUUCAUUGUGUCUUCUUCUCGAAACCACCGACGACCCUUUUUCACGUGUAACAUGCUCUUUCUUGCAGUUUCAGCAACUGGGUAGAAGAGAGAGAAAGCUUUGCUCUUUUUUUUUUUCUUUUUUUUUUGUUGAGUUUCUUCUUCUUCAGCAGAGAGAAUGUUGGUCCAGAGGAGAGUGAUGACGUGGCGGCGCGUGGGGAAGUCUCUUCACGCGCUGGUAGCCCAUGGGUUGCUCUUCUCCUUCACGAUCUUGCUCGUCCUUAAGCUCCACCGCGCCGUUCGCUGUCCUUGGUGGAUUGUGUUUUCUCCUCUGUGGCUUUUCCACGCAGUUGUAGCCCGAGGCAGAUUCUCCUUACCUGCACCGGCUUUGCCUCAUGAUCGUAAUUGGGCGCCUUUUCAUGCUGUCAUGGCAACUCCGUUGCUUGUUGCUUUCGAAAUUCUCCUUUGUUUCUAUCUAGAAAGCAGUUAUGGUAUAGGAAUCACGUUGAAGAUUGUCUUUAUGCCCUUGUUAGCUUUUGAAACAGCAAUUUUGGUUGAUAAUAUCAGGAUGUGUAGGGCUUUAAUGCCUGGAGACGAAGAAGCCAUGAAUGAUGAUGUAAUAUGGGAGACUCUUCCUCACUUUUGGGUUUCAAUAUCUAUGGUCUUCUUCAUUGCUGCGACUAUUUUCACUCUCCUAAAGAUAUGCGGUGAUGUAGCUGCUUUAGGCUGGUGGGACUUAUUUAUAAACUUCGGAAUUGCAGAAGGUUUUGCCUUUCUUGUUUGCACUAAGUGGUAUAAUCCAUCAAUCCAUAGGCAUUCUCACAUCACAGAACCCUCUUCUGCACCUUCAAUCACUAUGAGAUAUCUUGACUGGAAUAGAGGUUUAGUAAUUUCUUCGGAGGAUGACCAGAACAAUAGUGGGAUAUGUGACCUGCAAGAUAUCGGCGGACAUGUUAUGAAAGUACCUCUGAUUAUUUUCCAGAUCCUGCUCUUUAUGUACUUAGAGGGAACAACAUCUGGGGCCACGCAUCUGUCGAUUCCAGUCGUGUUUUCUCCUCUUAUUUUGUUGCAAGGAGCUGGUGUUGCAUUUGCCGCAUAUAGACUUGUGGAGAAAAUUGUUAUUCUAGUACAUGCUCGUGAGUCUGGAAGAUAUGGUGGUGCUGGUUCUGCAAGAUACUUCUCCAUAGCAUCAAAAGUUCAAGAUUCUUUUGGCUUCUUGCAUCGUGGUUCAAGAUUGCUGGGUUGGUGGUCAAUCGACGAAGGAAGUCGAGAGGAACAAGCUAGACUAUAUAGUGUGGGAACAUCUGGGUAUAACACUUUCUCACCUGAUGUUGUGAAGAAAAUGCCUAGAACUGAUCUUGUUGAUGAGAUUUGGAGAUUACAGGCUGCACUUAGUGAGCAAACAGAAAUUACAAAAUUCAGCCAGCAGGAGUAUGAGAGACUUCAGAAUGAAAAGAUCCUUUGUAGAGUAUGCUUUGAAGAGCAGAUUAACAUAGUCCUGCUUCCUUGCAGGCAUCAUGUUCUUUGCAGAACUUGCUGUGAGAAGUGUAAAAAAUGCCCUAUAUGCCGCGUUGCUAUCGAAGAGCGACUGCCUGUAUAUGAUGUGUAGUUUUCUAACUUGUUGAUUCAAGGCCAGGAGUAGACUUCUUGAACGCCUUUUUUUUUUUUUUUUCCCGCCCCCCUUACAUAAUUGCUUGUGAUUUUAGAUGAAGCAAGCGCUGAGGCUGAGAAACAUAAUAGUCUCUCGUAUCAUUUAUUGUUAAUAAACUAGUGUUGUCAAGGAAUUGUAAAUAUACUGCCAUGAAAUCCAGUUAAAGUGGUGUUUGUAGUUGGUUUUAUUGACAUUUUCUUAUUAACAAAU